Molecule: messenger RNA, 2231 nt
Organism: Gavialis gangeticus (Gharial)
Lineage: Eukaryota; Metazoa; Chordata; Crocodylia; Gavialidae
Gene: ZCCHC10
Product: zinc finger CCHC-type containing 10
Exons: 4
Coding region: 44-598 (184 amino acids)
Molecular function (GO): zinc ion binding; nucleic acid binding
Source: RefSeq, a predicted model, not a curated record
CGUCCCCCAAUGGGGACGGAGGAGGAGGGCGGAAUUGCCCGUCAUGCCGCGCGCCGGGCCCAUCACUUCCCGCCCAGGGGCUAAGAUGGCGACUCCCAUGCACCGACUCAUCGCUCGGCGGCAGGCGGAGGCAAAUAAGCAGCAUGUGAGAUGUCAGAAAUGUUUGGAAUUUGGCCAUUGGACCUAUGAAUGUACAGGAAAAAGAAAAUAUUUGCAUAGACCAUCACGGACAGCACAAUUAGCGAAAACUCUCAAAGAAAAAGAACAUCGACUGUUACUGCAGCAAAGCACUGGAGAAAGUACUGCAGAAAGGAAGAACAAGAAAAAAAGGUCUAAGAGUGUGACUAGCUCCAGCAGCAGUAGCAGCAUCAGUUCAGCUAGUGAGUCUUCAUCAGAGAGUGAAGAUUCCUCUACUACUUCUUCGUCCGAUGAUAGUGACAGUGAUGAAAGCUCUUCCACUUCCUCAUCCUCUCCAUCUUCAAGUAGUUCUUCUUCUUCCUCAGACUUCGAGUCAGAUUCUAGUUCCUCCAGUAGCAGCAGCACCAGCACAGACAGUAGCUCUGAGGAUGAACCACCGAAGAAGAAAAAGAAGAAAUAGUGUGGUACAAUUUAGGACUGUUGUUAUGAAUGAUGACAAUGUCAUUUUCCAAGGAGGUUUUGAAUACGUUAUUGCCAAACAGUUCAACUGGUCAAUAUUUCUACAGUUAAAAAAAACUUUCUAAGUGUUUUACAAAUUAGAUCGUAGGACCUAAAGUUAGUAAAUGGCAAGUGAGACUUACUGAAAGAGUAUUUUUGUGGUCAAUCCUUUCACAGGAAAUUUUACUUUUUUAGUUUAAGAAUCUAUCAUCAGAUCUGAUUAUAUGAACUCUAAGGCCCAGUAACCCUUGUUUACAUGCUGGAAAGCAAAAGCUUGUUUCAGAUCAUGCUGUGCACUUCAUAUACCAACUCUGCAUUUACAGCAGCUUAAUUUAUGUUUUGGGAAAUCUUAUAAACUAGCUGGGGGAGGAAGCAGAAUGACAGUUUCUAACCUCAUUGGCCACAAAGUGCUAGAAUAUCUCAGAACUGAAUGCGGCAUUGCACAGAAGGUGACUUCCACCCCCUUUUUAACGAGUAUAUUAUACUUUGCUGCUGAGCUUUUCUCAGACGGCUUUUCCUGAUGUUUCAGAUCAGAUAUUAAUUGCAACAUAUAAAAUUUUUAUUACAGCUAAUUUGUUGGAGAUAAAUUUGCUGUUUGUACUGUACAAAGGCUUUAGUGUUUUCAACUUGGCCUGUUUCUGAGCUCAUGGAACAGUAACAUUCUCGGAGACAAAGAAUGUCUCUUGCACCAGCAGCAUCUGAAUAAGACAGGGUAUGGGGGGAGGACAAUAACUGUUGCUGCUUAGGAGACUCAUCCUUGUGCCUUUCUUAUGAAUUAAAUGUAUGCUAAUGAGAGGAGCUAGUGUGGGUUUUUUCAUGACUCGCGCAGCCAUCUACACAAAAAUAUCGGUCAAGGAACCUAGCAAAAUGAUAGUAACAUAAAUGAGGCACUAUUUUCAAGGAGAGAGAAGAAGGUUAUUUUCAUUGGAGUUUGGUAAAUAAGUCACCUUUAAAUAUAGCUCCCAAAAGGAAAAUGUUUCCCUUUUACUAUUUUUGCAAAAAACUGUUGUGUAGUGUAAGAUUGCCAAUUUGUGUUGUUGGGCACAUGAUGACUGGCAGUAUAGUCUGCAGUAUAAAAUGAUUGCUUGGAUCUGUCCAUUAUUUUUAAAUAAAAGUGUGUAUGUAUCUGUAUUUAAAAAAAAAAAAAAACUAGCAUGGAAGGUACAAGUUAGGCAAAAAAAAAUACUGCAGGAUAUUUCUUGCUAGUUGUUAAAUGGAACUAAUUUGCUAUUGUGGUAAACUAAGCAGUUGGCAUUAGUCAUUUAACUUGUGAUGCGGUCUCCUUUUAAAUUUCUUAUUGACAGAGUUCCCUUUUUUUGGGAGGGGGCCCUCAUAUGUGAAAAAAUGGUUUGGGUAAAAUAUAGUAAUUAAACUAUUUUUUAUAUUUUUAUGGAAAAGGUAGUGUGUAGAAUUUACUUUGGAAUAAAAUGUGCUUCUAUUUAAAUGUUUGAAAAUAUGUUGUGUGUUUUAGUCUGUAAUCAUUUAUGUUUUACAGAACUGGCUGCAGACUGUAAAUAAAACUACCAGGAAGUUGUUUGAGUCAUCCUAGAGAAUGUAUCAUUUAAAUGGAAAAUUUAAUAAAUUAUUAAAAACUA